Messenger RNA from Acanthosepion pharaonis, 4572 nucleotides. The record is from the annotation of a GenBank genome assembly. NCBI's taxonomy places the organism in Eukaryota, Metazoa, Mollusca, Cephalopoda, Sepiida, Sepiidae.
AUGCUGGCCUGGCUACAGAGUGCACUUCCAAAAUGUGAAAUAAGCAAUUUUAGCAGCAGCUGGAAUGAUGGUGUUGCUCUUCAUGCCCUCAUUGAGUACUGCAGUCCUGGCACCUGCCCAGAUUGGGAGAAACUUGAUAAAACUAAAAAAUUAGAAAACUGUAGAAAUGCUAUGAAUAUUGCCAAAGACAAAUUUGAUAUUCCUUUAGUUGUGCGACCAGAGGAUAUGGCCAGCCAUCACUUGGAUGAACUUUCUGGUAUGACCUACCUGUCCUACUACAUGAAGCAAGAUUCACCUGGUUAUUAUGCUACACUAAAUAGAGUCUGCAAAAUGUUGCAGAGAAAUAUAAACAAUUUUACAACUGACUGGAAUGAUGGCCAACUGAUAUGUGAACUUGUCAGGGCUGUUGGAGGUAAAAUAUCUAAUACAAGUGGAACAAAUGAAGAGGUUCUCAAAAAAGGAUUGUAUGCAGGCAAAGAAUUAGGAUUCAAGCCAUUGAUGUCAGCCAAAGAAAUUGCAGCUGAGAAGGAAGAGCAUCUUGGAAUCAUGGCAUAUGCAGCUCAGUUCUUAGACAAGAAACCUAUGAUGCCAGGAGCUGAAAGAAUAACAAUGAAUGCCCAUCUGAAAAAUGUACAUGUUGGAAAUGAGACCAUAAUUCACAUGAAUAUUGUAGAUAGUAAUGUUUCUCAAGAAAAUAUACAAGUUAAUGUGACAGGACCUGAUUCUAAACUGCCUGUCCACAUGAGCUGGACUGGACAAUCAGGAAUUGUUACAUUUAUUCCAACAGAAACUGGUCAACACACGCUGACAGUUUUGUGUGAUGGCCAAAUAAUAAGUGGAUGUCCUAAAACCUUCAAAGUGAAUGCAGACCGUUCCAAGGUCAGCUAUUUGCAAAUAGAAAAUUGCUGUGUAGGAACAAUAACUGAAGUUAAGGUGAAUGCUGUGUCUGCUGGUCAAGGUAGUGUCAGGGUUGAAGCAAAAUCUCCUAGUGGUCACGUCAAUAAUCUACCAGUCAUGUCAAGGAAUGGCAUUUACAAUGCAAAUUUUACACCAUCUGAAGUAGGUAACUGGAAAAUGUCUGUGUAUUAUGAUGGAGAGCAUAUCAGUGGAAGCCCUUUUGAUGUGAAUGUUUUUGAUCCUGCCCAAGUACAAAUUUAUGGCAUUGAUGGAGGAACUGUGGGAAAAGAACUAAAUUUUAAAGUGGACUGUUGCCAUGCUGGCAAAGGAGAUUUACAAGUGAAAAUCAAAUACAAAGGACGAGAUGUUCCUCUGCAUAUAAGUGAAGAAACUAAUGCAAUCUACAAAGUUAAUUUCACUCCCCAAGGAGCAGGAUUGUAUGAAAUCAAAGGCUUGUUCAAUGAUGCAGAAAUAAAAGGUUCUCCAUAUACACUUGAAAUAGUGGAUUCCAAUAUGGUGAGUGUUAGUGGCUCUGGGUUAGAACAAGUUGCAGUCAAUAAGCUGGCUUCUUUUCAUGUGAACACAAAGGGUGCUGGUGGAGGUGAUGUAAAAGUUGAAAUUAAAUCUCCAUCAAAUCAAAGCCUACCAGUUGACAUUAGCAAAAAUAAUCAAGUACAUAGCAUUCAGUUCACUCCAAAAAUAUCAGGGAUCAUAUUAUUUAUAUCAAAUAUAAUGAACAGAAUGUCUCAGGAAGCCCAUAUACAUAAAAAAGUGUUUGAUGUUGAUAAAGUCUCUGUGUCAAACAUGCCAAAAACAUAUGAAGCUGGGAAAUAUAUUCAUUUUGAUAUUGAUGCUUCACAAGCUGGUUCCGGUAAUUUGGAAAUUCAAGUAAAUGGUGGAAGAGUACCUUGUUAUGUGAAAAAUUUAGGUAACCACAAAUUUUCAGCUUCUUUCGUGCCUGUCACUCAAGAACACCAAAUUGUACAAAUGAGCUUCAAUGAACUUAAGGUCAAAGGAAGCCCAUGGAUCAUUAAAAUGGUAGACACUUCAAAGUUUACUAUUUUAGAUGGAGGUACUAAAUAUAUUGCUGUAAAGACACUUGCAAAAUGUACAAUUCUCGGACCAGAUUCUGCUCUACAAAAUCUUAAAAUCAAUGUUACAGCACCGUGGGACAAAAGCUCAGAUCAUAAAUCAACAGUACAAGCAGAUGAAAAACUACAAGUUGAAUUUCUUCCGGAAGUUGUUGGUUCACAUAAAGUAGACAUAAGUUAUGGUGGAAGUCCUCUUAAGCAAAGCCCAAUAAUAUUUAAGGUUUUUGAUGCAAAUGCAAUUAACUUGUCAAAAAUACCUGAGGUUGGUCUGAUUGGAGAAAACACAGAAUUUACAAUUGAUACUUCAAAAUGUGGAGAUGGUGACCUUAAAAUUUUGAUUAACAAUGGUGAACUGCAAAAUAAAGUUGAAAAAAUAUCAAAAAAUACCUAUAGUGUGAGUUUUGUUCCUGUAAAAAGUGGCCCUCAUCAGAUUGAUGUUACUUUCAACAAUGUGCCUGUUCAUGAUUCUCCUUACACAUAUAUUGUGCAAAAUACAGACCAAAUAGAACUUUCCCAAAUGAAAAAAUGUGUCCCAUGCAAUUCCUGUACAGAUUUUAUCAUCAAACAACCAGAUGCAAAAGAAAUAAGUGUUAGGAUUAUGGCACCAAAUAAUGCUUUGAUUCCAACACGUAUGAUUCCUCAGUAUGAUGGUGACUACAAAGUUGAAUGGACUCCAACUAUUUCAGGAUGUUAUUUUAUUGAUGUUCAUUUUGGUGGUCAUCAAAUCCAAGGUAGUCCUUUUACUGUUGAUGUCUUUGACAUUAAUAAAGUCAAUGUUGAUGCACUCAGUUCCUCAAAUGUUGGAGAACAAGCUAAAUUUGUUGUCAAUUAUUCAAGUGCUGGCCAAGCAGAAUAUGCUGUUAAAAUUGUAAGCCCAUCAGGACAGAUAAUUCCUUUUGAUGGCCAAGAGAAGAACAACAAAAUUGCAAUUACUUACAUUCCUACUGAACCUGGAAAGUACAAAAUCUAUGUUACAUAUGGAGGGAUUGAUAUACCUGGAACACCAAUAAUUCAAGAGAUUGGAGAAGGAGGAAUGCCUACAGCUCAUGGUGAUGGAUUGUAUAAAGGUGAAGAAGAUAAGCCAGCAAUAUUUUAUGUAGAUGCAUCUGAACUUAAAGGAGAUUUAUUUGUUCAAGUUGAUGGUCCCAAUUCUAUAGCAAAGUGUAACAUUGAUCCUGAAGCAAAUGGCAUCUAUACUGUAACUUAUGUUCCUGUUGAAGUUGGCCUCUAUGAUGUACAAGUAAAGUGGAAUAGUAAAGAAAUCCAAGGAAGUCCAUUUCAUCCUAAAAUUGUUAAUGCAAGAAAAGUGCGUGUUGUUGGUGGCUGGCAACACUUCAUGGAUUCUGAUGAACAUGUUCAUCUUGUUGUUGAUGAGAUGAAGAAGAUUCCUUUUGAUAUUUCUGAAGCAGGUCCAGGUAAAUUGACGGCAGAGGUACAAGAUCCAAAUAAUAUCUGGUUGCCUGUACACAUUGAUACAAGUAGUGAUGGUAAAAAUAUACUGGCUUUUAUUCCCAAAGCAGAAGGAAAUCACUUGAUUAAUGUAUAUUGGACUGAACAUCCUCUUGUUGGAGCUCCUUUUCUUGGCAAUGCUGUUGUAAAAUAUCCAACUGCAAUUCAUGACAAUAGUCAGGUGACAUUAUCAGGUAGAGGUUUGAAGGAAGCUGUAGUUCGAGAAGAAGCUGAGUUCUAUAUAGAUGGAUCCAAGGCUGGACCAGGUAAACCUGAAGUGACUUUGACUGGAGUGCGUUCAGAAAUUGACAUCAUUAAAAAACAUCUUGGAAAUGGUCGUUACUACUGCACGUACAUACCUGUGCUUCCAGGUGGUUACUUACUACACAUUACCUGGAAUAAUAGGCAGUUGAAAGGUUCUCCUUACAAAGUCAGUGUCAUAGCAGCUGCUCAACCUCAAAAGGUUAAUGUGACUGGAGAAGGGCUAGAAGGAGGAAUUUUAGGCAAAGAACUUCAAGUCAAUAUUGAUACACGAAAAGCAGGACCUGGUGAACUCACUGCUCAUUGCAUGGGACCAACACGGAUUGCUUAUUGUGAGUUGACUGACAACAAUGAUGGAAUUUACAAAUUGACUAUUCGACCUCAAGAACCUGGAAGGCACAUUUUACAAAUCAAAUAUGGUGGGGAGAAUGUGUUAGGAAGUCCCUAUGUUUUAAAGAUUGGAGCACUGCCAGAUGCAAGCAAAGUACGUGUUAGUGGACCUGGUGUAGAACAUGGCAUUCUUGCAACAUUUCAGAGUCACUUUUUAGUUGAAACAGAUGGAGCAGGAGCUGGUAAACUCACUGUACGCAUACGAGGACCUAAAGGUGCAUUCCAAGUGCAUAUGUCUCGUGAAAGUCAACGAGAUCGUAAAAUAGUCUGUCAUUAUGAUCCAUUUGAAACUGGUCUGUAUAUAAUCCAAGUGAAGUGGUCAGAUAUAAAUGUACCUGGAAGCCCUUUCCAUGUUCAGAUCGUGGACACACAUCAGGAAUAUGAGGCUAUUUCACAAGAGGCUUUGUCUCUUCAUAAUGGGUAUACCUAUUCUGAAUCUCUACCUCACAGGUCAUCAUACAAUCAAUGGAGAGAAGAUAUCUAA